Messenger RNA from Cervus elaphus (red deer), 5032 nucleotides. RefSeq names its product leukocyte receptor cluster member 8 (gene LENG8). NCBI's taxonomy places the organism in Eukaryota, Metazoa, Chordata, Mammalia, Artiodactyla, Cervidae. The transcript has 15 exons. The record is from RefSeq and is a predicted model, not a curated record. The coding region runs from base 195 to 2840 and encodes 881 amino acids. Gene Ontology annotation, cellular component: nucleus.
GCAUCGGCGUGACGUCAAGACGCCGCGGUCCGGACGUCGAAACUUAAAGACAGAAGCCAGCCAGGUCGAGGGCAGUCGCGGAGCCCUGUUGCCGUCGCCCGGAACCGCCGCUGACGAGUCCCGGGGUCGUACGGCUGAGACAGUGAAAAAGCAUUCUGGCUCCCGAGGUCCACCCCUUACACCCCAGGGUGCAGAUGGCGGCCAACGUGGGUGAUCAGCGCAGCACAGAUUGGUCCUCUCAGUACAGCAUGGUGGCCGGGGCAGGCAGAGAGAACGGCAUGGAGACUCCCAUGCACGAGAACCCAGAGUGGGAGAAGGCCCGCCAGGCCCUGGCCAGCAUCAGCAAAGCGGGAGCCGCCGGCAGCUCUGCCAAGGCCAGCAGCAAUGGGCCUGUGGCCAGUGCACAGUACGUGUCGCAGGCAGAGGCCUCGGCCCUGCAGCAGCAGCAGUACUACCAGUGGUACCAGCAGUACAGCUACGCCUACCCCUACGGCUACUACUACCCGGUGCAGAGCGUGUACCAGAGCUACGGCUCCCCCUCCCAGUACAGCAUGGCCAGCUCCUAUGGCUCAGCCGCGCCGCAGCACCAAGGGCCUCUGAGCCAGCGCCCGCUUCCCCCACAGCCCCCUGUCCCUGGCAUGGACGAAGGCAUGCCCUACCAGGCGCCCCCUCAGCAGCUGCCUGCGGCCCAGCCCCCCCAGCCUGCCAACCCCCCACACGGUGCCCAUCCUCUGAGCAGCGGCCCCCAGCCUGGGACAGCCCCCGCCACCCAGCACAGCCAGGCGGGACCCGCGUCGGGUCAGGCCUAUGGGCAGCACACCUACAGUGAGCCCGCCAAGCCCAAGAAGGGCCAGCAGCUGUGGAAUCGCAUGAAACCAGCCCCUGGGACUGGGGGACUCAAGUUCAACAUCCAGAAACGGCCCUUUCCCGUCACAAACCAGAACUUCAGCUCCACCACGGAGGGCCAGCACAGCGGCUUCGGCCCCCAGCCCAACCCCGAGAAAGCCCAGAACCACAGGGGGAACCUGUCUGGGAAGCCGGACGACUGGCCGCAGGACAUGAAGGAGUACGUGGAGCGCUGCUUCACGGCCUGCGAGUCAGAGGAGGACAAGGACCGCACGGAGAAGCUGCUCAAGGAGGUGCUGCAGGCGCGGCUACAGGAUGGCUCGGCCUACACCAUCGACUGGAGCCGCGAGCCCCUGCCCGGGCUGACUCGGGAGCCUGUGGCCGAGAGCCCAAAGAAGAAGCGGUGGGAGGCACCCAGCACCCUCCAUCCUCCCAGGGGGGCAGCCUCCGCGACCAGGGGUGGGGGUGCCCAGUCCCAGCGAGGGACGCCGGGGGCUGGAGGUGCCGGCCGAGCCCGAGGCAGCAGCUUCGCCAAGUUCGGCAACCGCAACGUCUUCAUGAAGGACCACAGCUCCUCCUCCAGCACCGACUCCCGCUCCCGCUCCUCCUCCCGCUCCCCCACCCGCCACUUCCGCCGCAGCGACUCGCACUCGGAUUCCGAGAGUUCCUGCUCAGGCAACGAGUGUCACCCUGUGGGCCGCAGGAACCCACCCCCGAAGGGCCGGGGAGGCCGGGGGGCCCACAUGGACCGGGGCCGGGGCCGGGCACAGCGGGGCAAGAGGCACGACCUGGCGCCCACCAAGCGCAGCCGCAAGAAGCUGGCAGCCCUGGAGUGCGAGGAGCCGGAGCGCGAGCUGAAGAAACAGAAGCGGGCGGCGCGCUUCCAGCACGGACACUCGCGCCGCCUGCGCCUGGAGCCCCUGGUGCUGCAGGUGGGGAGCCUGGAGGGUGGCGCGGCCGACCCCGACUGGCAGGAGCUGCAGAUCGUGGGCACCUGCCUGGACGUCACCAAGCACUACCUGCGCCUCACCUGUGCUCCCGACCCGUCCACCGUGCGCCCAGUGCCGGUUCUGAAGAAGUCGCUGUGCAUGGUCAAGUCCCACUGGAAGGAGAAGCAGGACUACGCCUUUGCCUGCGAACAGAUGAAGUCUAUCCGGCAGGACCUCACGGUGCAGGGUGUGCGCACCGAGUUCACGGUGGAGGUGUACGAGACCCACGCGCGCAUCGCUCUGGAGAAGGGGGACCACGAAGAGUUCAACCAGUGCCAGACGCAGCUCAAGUCGCUGUACGCCGAGAACCUGCCGGGCAACGUGGGCGAGUUCACCGCCUACCGGAUCCUCUAUUACAUCUUCACUAAGAACUCGGGAGACAUCACCACGGAGCUGGCAUACCUGACCCGGGAGCUGAAGGCGGACCCUUGCGUGGCCCACGCGCUGGCGCUCAGGGCCGCCUGGGCUCUGGGCAACUACCACCGCUUCUUCCGGCUCUACGCUCACGCGCCCUGCAUGUCUGGCUACCUCGUGGACAAGUUUGCAGACCGGGAGCGCAAGGCUGCGCUCAAGGCAAUGAUCAAAACGUAUGUAAAGCUGAGCUCCGCCCCGGCCCUCCGCCCCUCCGCCCCGCCCCGGCCUCAGGCCCCGCCCAGGCCGCGGCCACCGUGUCUCCUCCCCCACCUGUGCGCUCCGCCCUCGUCUGGACCCGCCCCCUCUGCACAGCCGUCCGCUGCCCUCCUGCCGCUCUCUGCUCUAGGCAGCCUGCACCCCCCGCAUCGACCCCCUUGUCCAGGCCCCCUUCCUCCGAGGCCUCCCACCUCCCCGGCCCUCAUGAGGCUGAGCGCCCCCGUGGGGCAGCCUUCAGAGCCGUCUCCGCCCUCGGCGCCUGUGGGCUCAGGGACUGGGCCUCGCGCCCUCGUGAGGGCUCAGAUGAGUGUAGGGCCGGGUGUCAACGGGAAAGCGAGGCCUGACGGCCCCCAAAGAGGGUGCUCUCUGCCCUGAGUGACGGUGUGCUCGCAUCUGUCAGGAGGGAGGCGCCCCAGGUGGGCUCAGGACACCCCUUCUUUUGUCACAGCCGGGGUCGCCCGGCUUCUAGGGCUGGAGGCCGGCGAUGCGCUGAGCGUCCCGCGGUGCCCAGAUCACCCCCGGCAGGGCCAUCUCCUGAGGUGACAGGCUGCCAAGCCCUGCUUAGAGGUCCCGGGGCCUUGGGAGUCACGGGGCGCGGUCUGGGUGGGGACGGACACCCACUGGAGGUUAGGAGGCUCCUUGUGGGCUGCAGUGUGGGUCAAGAGCGUUGACGGGUGAGGUAGAGGGUGGGACCACGGAAAGACAGGCAGUGGGGCGGACUCUGCGGAGGGGGCAGGGCGUGGCUGCUGCCCGCCCAGAGCACCGAGGGGCCUGUGUCUGAAGGGGCCUGCGUCUUUGGCAGAGACCGUCCCCCGUCCCAGGGCCAGUCCCGCAGACGGCCAGGCAGGAGGGGUCCCAUGUGCCCCACCAGUGCGCCCUCAGUGGCCGUGCCCUGGAGCCGUGCUCCUAGGUGCGUUCAACUGGGAGGGCCCGCUGCUGAGAGGGCGCACGCACAGGGCUGCUGGCCCGCACAGGCCCAGCCUCCUCUGACCCGGGUGAGGCAAGCAGGAAGGGUGGUCCCCAGAUAGGGUCAGCAAUCACCCCCCGCCCUCCCCCCGGCCGCGGUGGACCCUCUUGUGAGGGUCUGCGCAGGCCCCCAGCCAGCAGAGGAGCCAGCUGGCCCUUCCCUCCCACCCCCUCCUCCUGUCCCCCGCUCAGGUAAGUGAGGGCGAGGGGGGGCGCAGCCGGGGCUGGGGUCCCGACCCCACCCCGGGCCCCCCCGAGCCGCUGAGGUGGGGAUGCUGCGGGUGGGAGCGGGGCUGGCAGGUAACGCGCUGAGGAAGCCUCUCGGGCGCCCGAACGGGGGCGCGCCGUCCCUGCCCGUGGGGCCCUCCCACGUCCACCGCCGCCUCAUCACCUUCUCCUCUUGUCUCCGUAGCUUCCGCCCAGCGCUGCCCGUCUCCUACCUGCAGGCCGAGCUGGCCUUCGAGGGCGAGGCCGCCUGCCGGGCCUUCCUGGAGCCCCUGGGCCUGGCCUACACGGGCCCGGACAACUCCAGCAUCGACUGCCGCCUCAGCUUGGCGCAGCUGCCGGCCUUCUGAGCACCAGCGCCGCGGGGGCGGGGGGCCGGGCUGCAGAUCUUGUCUUUGAGCCAUGGACUUGGGGUGUAAAUUAAUUCGUGGGGAGAGGGCUCCAGGAAGAGCCCUCGUCCCUGCCCCCGUUUUCCCACCGGGGAGUCUGUACAGAGAUUUUUCUAUGUUUUUAUUUUUGGCCUCAGAGGGUCGGGCUGGGGAAGGAGGGGAAGGGCAGCGGAGGGCCGGGGGCAUGGUCUGUAGGCUGUCUGUCCGUCUGGCCCUCCACUAAUGCUGUCUCAGUGUUUUUUCUCUCUCUCUCUCGAGCUCGUACUCCGGUACCAACCCAGCACCCUGGCCCGUCCCAUGCCGGGGGGCAGGGCAAGAAGACAGGCCGCUCCGCCCGCGCCCGCCCAAGGCGGGGGCACGCCCGCCGCCCGCCGCCCGCUCGCCGCUCCACAGACUCUUGUUGCCAGCCCUCCGGGGCCUCAGUUUUUUUGGGCGAGGGGAGCCGCGUAGAGACUGUGCCCUGCCCUCGGCCCCCGAGCCCAGAAGCCGCCGCCGCCGCCGCCACCCGCCACGCCGCCGCCACACUGAGGACCCCGGAGGCCGCCGCGGGACCUCGCCGGCCGGGCCGCCUCGUCUGCAGUUGUAUUGAGUUGUCUCCGUGUCCCCCUCCCCCGUGUCUCCCCUGCCCCGUCCUCCCCCUCCUCGCACUCUUCCCUCGGUUCAGCACAGGUAAAGCGGUUACCCUCCCUCCCCGCCUCAUGGAUCACCAGCUCACGUCAUGUUUCCUUCUCUUUUCUUUUUGUGUGUGUUUAUUUAAGUUAUUUUUCUUCCUCCCCUUUUCUUUUCCGUCUCCCUCCCUCUUCUGCCAUGUAACUGGAGGGCGCGAUGAGUUGCGAACAGCUGGACUGUCAGGCUGCUUCUCUUGCAGAUGUCCUCCUCUGCCUCCCUCUCCCCCUCCCCCCCUUUCCUUCCUUCAUUCUUUCCUUGGAGCGCUGAGCACCACUUGGAAGCUUGAGAGAAACCAAAAUUAAAGAGAGAGAGAGAGAA